Molecule: messenger RNA, 3894 nt
Organism: Nicotiana attenuata
Lineage: Eukaryota; Viridiplantae; Streptophyta; Magnoliopsida; Solanales; Solanaceae
Product: putative ABC transporter B family member 8
Exons: 9
Coding region: 119-3823 (1234 amino acids)
Biological process (GO): transmembrane transport
Cellular component (GO): membrane
Molecular function (GO): ATP hydrolysis activity; ATP binding; ABC-type transporter activity
Source: RefSeq, a predicted model, not a curated record
UUCUUAGUUACAAACUUAACAAUUUCCAUUGUCACCUUUUUUCAGCUGUUUGCUUGCAGAAACAGACCUUUGAGCAUUGUUGCUGCGUUUAACUACUUGUUUUAGAAAAAGAAAAAGAAUGACUUGUUCAUCUGAAAAAGCAUUAGCGAAGAAAGAUAGAAACUCAGUAGCUAUUAUUUUCAGAUAUGCUGAUGGAAUAGACAUUUUAUUGAUGUGUUUGGGCACUAUUGGAGCCAUUGGAGAUGGCAUAUCAACAAACUGUUUGCUGGUAUAUGUUAGCCAUCUUUUUAAUAGCUUGGGUUAUGGUAAGACUCAACAGAACAAUGAGAUUUUCAUGGAAGAAAUUGAAAAGUGCAGCUUGUAUUUUGUAUUAUUGGGAUUGGCAGUCAUGGUUGUGGCCUUUAUGGAAGGUUACUGCUGGAGUAAAACAAGUGAGAGGCAAGUGCUAAAAAUUCGGUACAAGUAUUUGGAAGCUAUUCUUAGGCAAGAAGUUGGUUUCUUUGAUUCUCAAGAAGCUACCACAUCGGAGAUCACUAAUAGCAUUUCGAAAGACACUUGUCUCAUACAAGAAGUUCUUAGUGAAAAGGUACCCCUAUUUCUUAUGCAUACAACAGUUUUCAUGUCAGGAAUUGCAUUUUCAGCCUACUUCUCGUGGAGGUUGGCUUUAGUUGCUUUACCAACACUUAUUCUCCUCAUAAUCCCAGGUUUGAUCUAUGGGAAAUAUCUACUCCAUUUGUCCGAAAAGUCGUUCAAGGAAUAUGGCAAAGCAAAUGCUAUUGUAUGGCAGGCUCUUAGCUCCAUUAAGACCAUAUAUUCAUUUACUGCUGAGAAGAGCGUGAUUGAAAGGUAUUCUUCGAUUCUUGAUCGAACAAUAAUUUUGGGAAUGAAGCAAGGAAUUUCAAAAGGUCUUGCUGUUGGAAGCACUGGGCUUUCCUUUGCUAUAUGGGCUUUACUAGCAUGGUAUGGGAGCCAUUUGAUUAUGCACAAAGGAGAAAGUGGUGGCAGAAUUUAUGCAGCUGGAGUUUCUUUUGUCUUGGGUGGACUAUCACUUGGGAUGGCACUGCCUGAAGUGAAAUACUUCACAGAAGCUUCAGUUGCUGCCUCAAGAAUAUUUGCUAGGAUUGAUCGCGUUCCAGAAAUUGAUGGCGAAGACACAAGGGGACUCGUGCUAGAAAAGAUUAGAGGAGAAGUUGAAUUCAAGAAUGUAAACUUCACAUAUCCUUGUCGGCCAGAUAGCGUUGUGCUCAAGGAAUUCAAUCUUAAAAUUGAAGCAGGAAAAACAGUGGCCCUUGUUGGAGCAAGUGGUAGUGGAAAAUCCACUGCCAUUGCCUUGAUUCAAAGGUUUUAUGAUCCUAACGUUGGAGGUAUAUGUAUUGAUGGUGUAGAUAUAAAGUCAUUGCAGUUGAAAUGGUUGAGAGGGCAGAUGGGGUUAGUAAGUCAAGAACAUGCAUUGUUUGGAACAUCUAUUAAGAAGAAUAUUAUGUUAGGGAAAAUUGACGCAAGCAUGGAUGAAGUUGUGGCUGCAGCAAUGACUGCGAAUGCUCAUAAUUUCAUCACGCAACUUCCAGAAGGAUAUGAGACCAAGAUUGGUGAAAGAGGAGCAUUUUUAUCAGGUGGGCAAAAGCAGCGAAUUGCAAUUGCUAGAGCCAUCAUAAAGAAUCCUGUGAUUCUUCUCCUUGAUGAAGCCACAAGUGCACUUGAUUCUGAAUCAGAAACUCUUGUUCAGAAUGCCCUAGAUCAAGCCUCAAUUGGAAGAACUACACUGGUUGUUGCCCACAAGUUAUCAACAGUUAGAAAUGCAGACCUCAUUGCAGUAGUGAGUAGUGGUUGCAUCACUGAAUUAGGGUCACACAAUGAGCUUAUCGAGAAAGAUGGACACUAUGGAGGAAUGGCAAAACUUCAAAGACAAUUUAGCUUUGUUGAUCAAGAACAAAGAGCCAACUCUCUUAUUUCUUCAGUAGGAAGAAGCAGUGCAGGAAGACAAAGCUCAAUUAUUAGAUCAAGUCCGACUGUAUUCGCCUCACCUUUACUCAUCGAAGACAGCUCCCAAGCUUCACCUCAUCCUCCCCCUUCCUUCUCUCGACUCCUUUUACUAAACUUACCUGAAUGGAAGCAAGGAAUAAUUGGAAGCUUAUCUGCCAUUGCAUUUGGUUCAGUGCAGCCUGUAUAUGCACUAACCAUAGGUGGCAUGAUUUCAGCAUUUUACUCACCAACUCACGAGGAAAUGCAAUCUAGAAUUCAGAAAUACUGUUUGAUAUUCAGUAUCCUUUGCCUUGUUUCAUUUGUUCUCAAUCUAUGCCAACAUUACAAUUUUGCUUACAUGGGAGAACGCCUGACAAGAAGAAUAAGAAUGCAAAUGCUUGAGAAAAUCUUGACGUUUGAAGCAGCGUGGUUUGACGAGGAACAGAAUUCAAGUGGAGCCUUAUGCUCUAGAUUGAGCAAUGAAGCAGCUAUGGUUAAAUCCCUUGUUGCUGAUAGAGUGUCACUCUUGGUCCAAAGCACUUCAGCUGUCACUGUUGCCAUGGUAAUGGGGUUAGUUGUGGCUUGGAAGCUUGCACUAGUUAUGAUUGCUGUCCAACCUCUAACAAUUCUAUGCUUUUACACGCGAAAAGUGUUGCUAUCCACCAUCACAGCAAAAUUCGUCAAGGCACAAUAUCAAAGCACUCAAACUGCUGUGGAGGCUGUUUAUAAUCAUAGGAUUGUGACCUCGUUUGGGAGCAUAAAUAAGGUCCUUGAAAUCUUUGAUGAGGCACAGGAUGAGCCAAGGAAGGAGGCUAGGAAGAAAUCGUGGUUAGCUGGUAUUGGUAUAGGAUCAGCACAAGGCCUAACUUUCAUUUGUUGGGCCCUCGAUUUUUGGUAUGGCGGAAAGCUAGUUAAUGCUGGGGAAAUAUCAGCUGCUGAUGUUUUCAAGACUUUCUUUAUAUUAGUCAGCACUGGUAAGGUAGUAGCUGAAGCUGGAAGCAUGACCUCUGAUCUGGCCAAGGGAUCAGCAGCAGUUGCUUCUAUAUUUGCCAUUCUUGAUCGAAACUCACUCAUCCAAGGAUCGUAUGAUGCGAAGAAUAACAGUAGCGGAACCAACUUGGAGAAGAUGACCGGUGGGAUAGAGAUGAAAAAGGUUGAUUUUGCAUAUCCAAGCCGGCCUAAUAGCCUAGUGUUGCGCGAAUUCAGCCUGGAAGUGAAAGCAGGAACUAGCAUUGGACUUGUUGGAAAGAGUGGCUGCGGAAAAUCAACAGUGAUUGCCUUGAUUCAAAGAUUUUACGAUGCAGACAGGGGAUCACUGAAAAUUGAUGGUAUGGACAUUCGAUUACUCGAUAUAGGAUGGUAUAGAAGGCAAAUGGCGCUUGUGAGCCAAGAACCAGUGAUAUAUUCAGGCACCAUCCAUGAAAACAUUUUGUUUGGCAAACUUGAUGCAUCAGAAAAUGAGGUGGUUGAAGCUGCCAGAGUUGCUAAUGCUCAUGAAUUUAUUUCGUCACUGGAUAAUGGAUACGAUACGGAAUGUGGGGAGAGAGGUGUGCAGCUAUCAGGAGGGCAAAAGCAAAGAAUUGCAAUUGCCAGGGCCAUAAUACGGAACCCAACCAUACUACUUUUAGACGAAGCGACGAGUGCUCUGGAUGUUCAGUCGGAGCAAGUUGUGCAGGAAGCAUUAGAUCGACUAAUGGUUGGAAGAACGACAGUGGUUGUGGCACACAGGCUUAAUACCAUCAGGAAUUUAGACUCCAUUGUAUUUGUUUAUGAAGGGAAGGUGGUGGAGAAAGGAACCUAUUCUCAGUUAAAGGAUAAGCGAGGCGCAUUUUUCAAUCUUGUCAAACUUCAAUCCACAUAAUGUGAAAGAGUGAAUGUAUUUACGUAUGUAAAUUCUAAAUUUUGGGCAUGUUGAUAACUUGUGCAGUCUCA